GGCGGCGGGGCCCGCGCGUGCGGCCGCGUCUCGGGCUGGGCCGCGGCGGGCCAUGGUGCUGGACGGGCCGUGGGCCGAGCUGACCGGCGCGGGGGCCGCCCUGGCCUGCUGCGUGGUGGCGGCCGCCGUGGCGCUGCGCUGGUCCGGCCGCCGGACGGCGCGGGGCGCGGUGGCCCGGGCGCGGCGGAAGCAGCGGGCGGCCCUGGACACGAUGGACCGGGCGGCGCGGCGCUUCCGGCUCCAGAACCCGGACUUGGACUCAGAGGCCCUGUUGGCGCUCCCCCUGCCUCAGCUGGUAGAGAAAUUGCACAGCGGGGAGCUGUCCCCUGAGGUGGCCCUCUUCACCUAUGUGGGCAAGGCCUGGGAAGUGAACAGAGGGAUCAACUGUGUGACCACGUACCUGAGCGAGUGCGAGACUCAGAUGACCCAGGCCCCCCGCCGCGGCCUGCUCUACGGCGUCCCCGUGAGCCUCAAGGAGUGCUUCAGCUAUAAGGGCCAGGACUCGACGCUGGGCUUGAGCCUGAACCAGGGGGUGCCGGCGGAGAGCGACAGCGUGGUGGUGCAGGUGCUGAAGCUGCAGGGGGCCGUCCCGUUCGUGCACACCAACGUCCCCCAGUCCAUGUUCAGCUAUGACUGCAGUAACCCCCUCUUCGGGCGGACCCUGAACCCGUGGAAGUCAUCCAAGACCCCCGGGGGCUCCUCGGGGGGCGAGGGCGCCCUCCUUGCUGCAGGAGGCUCCCCGCUGGGCCUCGGCACCGACAUCGGAGGCAGCAUCCGCUUUCCCUCGGCCUUCUGCGGCAUCUGCGGCCUCAAGCCCACCGGGAACCGCCUCAGCAAGAGCGGCCUGAAGGGGUGUGUCUAUGGACAGCUGGCAGUUCAGCUCUCCGUCGGCCCCAUGGCCCGGGACGUGGAGAGUCUGGCGCUCUGCCUGCGAGCACUGCUGUGUGAGGACAUGUUUCGCUUGGACCCUUCCGUGCCCCCCUUGCCCUUCAGGGAGGAGGUCUACCGGAGCUCCCGGGCCCUGCGCGUGGGUUACUAUGAGACGGACAACUACACCAGGCCCACCCCGGCCAUGAGGCGGGCCCUGCUGGAGACCAAGCAGAGUCUGGAGGCUGCUGGCCACACGCUGGUCCCCUUCCGGCCCAAUGACAUCCCCUACGCGCUGGAGGUCCUGUCGACCGGCGGGCUCUUCAGUGAUGGUGGCCACAGCUUCCUGCAGAACUUCAAAGGUGACUUUGUGGACCCCUGCUUGGGGCACCUGAUCUUAAUCCUGAAGCUGCCCAACUGGGUGAAAGGACUGUUCACUUUCCUGCUGAAGCCCGUGCUCCCAAGGCUGGCCAGGUUCCUCGGCAGCAUGCGAUCUCGGUCAGCGGUGAAGCUCUGGGAACUGCAUCGUGAGAUCGAGAUGUACCGCCACUCUGUCAUCACUCAGUGGAAAGCGCUGGAACUGGACGUGCUGCUCACCCCCAUGCUGGGCCCUGCCAUGGACCUGAAUACCCCCGGCCAUGCCACAGGGGCUGUCAGCUACACGUUGCUCUACAACUGCCUGGAUUUCCCGGCGGGUGUGGUGCCGGUCACCACGGUGACCAGCGAGGACGAGGCCCAGAUGGAGCAGUACCAGGGCUACUUUGGGGACCUCUGGGACAACGUGCUGAAGAAGGCCAUGAGGAAUUGCGUGGGGCUGCCUGUCGCCGUGCAGUGCGUGGCCCUGCCCUGGCAGGAAGAGCUGUGUCUGCGGUUCAUGCGGGAGGUCGAGCGACUGAUGACACCCAAGAAGCAGCUGUCCUGAGGACCCGAGUCCACGCCUCCCCGAGGCACGGCCACCCACUGCGAGGAAUCUUUCAGCCUGGGCCUGGUGCUUCCACGUGUCCCCUCCUGACCCCCGCACAACGCUCAGGCCCCGAGUCGAGACCCGUGGCAGCCUGUGGGUGUGGCAUGUGGACAGCCCGUCCUCAUCUGUGCCCUUUCUGGCCUGCCUUGUCCGGACCCCAGAGCCUUCCAGAAUUCCGGACCGGGCCUUCGAGAGUCUGGCACCAGCCACGUCGGUCUCCUGCUGCGGAAAUGCCCCUGGUUCCCCUCCCCCGCAGGGUGGACUCUGGCCUCUGGAGUUUGGCCUGCCCCCCACACUGCCCCUCACUCAGACUGGAUCCCGUUUUGCAGGCUGUUGCCUUUUUUCUUGCCCCGCCCUCUGCCCAGGAUGCCCGCAGCUCCUCUUCGAUUAAAUCGUUGACACCCAGC
This is a messenger RNA of Sorex fumeus (smoky shrew), 2238 nucleotides long. RefSeq names its product fatty acid amide hydrolase (gene FAAH). NCBI's taxonomy places the organism in Eukaryota, Metazoa, Chordata, Mammalia, Eulipotyphla, Soricidae. Bases 53 to 1789 code for a protein of 578 amino acids. Gene Ontology annotation, biological process: fatty acid catabolic process. The record is from RefSeq and is a predicted model, not a curated record. Gene Ontology annotation, molecular function: fatty acid amide hydrolase activity; amidase activity. The transcript has 15 exons.